AUGCCGCCAACACCCUUCCAACCGAGUCAUCAGACACCUUUCAAGUCGACCUUGUCCUCGUCGCAGCAAUCACGCGUUUACCACACACCCUUCGGAGCCGACGGACUAAGCGACGACGUUUCGAUCUCGAUCGCAGACAUUGAUCCGACGGAAUGGACGUACCACGCCGAAGGUGGUAAGAACGUCCUCCUCUCGUACAAGCCUGCUAAAGGAGAGGCGGAAAAAGCCGGGCAAAGUCCUUUCGUGACGCCGACAAGCACGUUUGCCCUGCGCAUCCCGAAGAGCUUGCCCUCAACUUCAGAGUCCAACGCGGUGGAAGAAGAAGAAGCAGAGCAGUUCACCCGCUUGAUCGUCGAGCCGCUUCUCGGAGACCCUACUGUGCUACCAAGAUGCAUCAAGAUCCCCAUUGUAUCGGCUAGAGACAGGGACAUCAUCGACACGCUCUCUGCUCGUAUCGAAAUGCAACGCCCAGCAGCUCGUCGUGCAUCUCCAGCCCGAAUUCGAUCCGAAACGCUCUCCUGCAUCUAUGCCGUCGAGGACGUCACUGCACCCGUCCCGGUGUCCUCGUCUUCGCAUCAGCAGGUGCUGUGUGUAGAAAUCAAGCCGAAAUGGGGCUUUCUCCCCCACAUCGAUUCGCUCCCUCCCAGCUCGCCCAAUGUCGAGAUCAAGGCCAAGUACUCACGCUAUCGCAUGCACAGGGUGGCAAAGCAGGCAGCCAGCACGGAUCAGCUGACGAGAGAGCAGUUUGAGCGACUGUAUGACCCGUUGGAUCUAUACAGCUCGGAUCGAGCCAGGAAGGAAACGGCGGUCAAGGCGCUGUGGAACGAUUGGAAAGAGACAAAGGGCAAGACGAACAAUCUCAGGCUGUUUUGGAAUGGCGCUGUUGUUAAUCCGGCGGACCGUGUUGUGCUCACAGGAGUGGCUCAGUUUCUGGGUGCCGACGGCGAUGGAGAGGAGCAAUUGGUCGAAGCGCUCACACGAUACGUAGUCGACGAGCUAUCAAAGCCGCGCCUUGCAGCAAACGACGACGACCAAGAGAGCGUCCUCUCCCGCCUCUCACACCUCCAAUCAACUCUCGACCCACUCGACGUCGAAGGCCUCGCCCACCUCUGGCUGUCGCGCACUCAAUCACACAUCCUCGGUCAAGCUGACCCCCACCUCGACCUCCCCUCAGCACUAACAGCCUGCCUCCCCGCUGCUCAGCUUUCUACCGUCCUCGCUGCAUUCCUUUCCGUAUCGUCGACACGAGCAGAUGUGGCACUCGAAGACGCAGUGCAGGCGUUUCUCGUAUCGGCGACAUUCAAGGACUGCUCGCUUCUCUUGCGCUUUCGUCGCGGCGAGGCGGGUGUGGAGGGCAACACGAAGAUUGUCGACCUGGACAGUAAGCCGUUCGGCAAGUUGGGCUCGAUGCAGAACACGGACAACGAAGUGUGCGCCGCCUUUCUUGGGUGGUUGGCUCAGUGUGGGGGCUCACCGCCGGCUGCUUCGGUCGCCCCAUGA
Molecule: messenger RNA, 1500 nt
Organism: Sporisorium graminicola
Lineage: Eukaryota; Fungi; Basidiomycota; Ustilaginomycetes; Ustilaginales; Ustilaginaceae
Exons: 1
Coding region: 1-1500 (499 amino acids)
Biological process (GO): inositol phosphate biosynthetic process
Cellular component (GO): nucleus
Molecular function (GO): inositol-1,3,4,5,6-pentakisphosphate 2-kinase activity; ATP binding
Source: RefSeq, a predicted model, not a curated record